This is a messenger RNA of Fibroporia radiculosa, 861 nucleotides long. RefSeq lists its product as uncharacterized. Gene Ontology annotation, molecular function: actin filament binding. The coding region runs from base 1 to 861 and encodes 286 amino acids. The record is from RefSeq and is a predicted model, not a curated record. NCBI's taxonomy places the organism in Eukaryota, Fungi, Basidiomycota, Agaricomycetes, Polyporales, Fibroporiaceae. The transcript is spliced from 9 exons. Gene Ontology annotation, cellular component: F-actin capping protein complex; actin cortical patch. Gene Ontology annotation, biological process: actin cytoskeleton organization; barbed-end actin filament capping.
AUGGAAUCCCAACAGCGUAUUGAAGCAGUUUCCAGAUUCCUCCUGCAGUCACCACCGGGAGAAAUUAACGAUGUACUCAACGAUGUGCGCAACAUCAUCUCCGACGACGAUUCAUUGCAAGAAGGCGUUCUUCCAGCUUUGCGCGAGUAUAACUUAGCGCAGUUUAUCACUGCGGACGUUCCAGGGCAUAAUCACCAGUCCAUCAUUAGCGACUCAGCGAAAGUCACGAACUUGAGUGGUGCAGGAGACACAGACGAGGUGUUGGACAGGUUCUGGGACCCGCGAUCGAGAACAAGUUUUCGCUUUGACCACAUCAGUCUUGAAGCGUCCGAGCCUGAACCUAUCGAGCCCGAUGCUGCAUCAGAGCCAUUCCGCGCGGCAUUGGAAGCAUCCUCGCUAUCUUACCUUACUGCCCACUUCCACGACGGUGUUGCCUCGGUAUUUCCCGCUCAAGGCUUUGCGUCUCGCUUCUAUAUUCAGAUUGUAGCGAAUAAGUAUAACCCAUCUAACUUCUGGUCAGGCAGGUGGCGGUCGGAGUACAUAAUUGAUCUGGAAGAGAAGCAGCUCAAGGGCAAAAUUCUUGUUAACGUACACUACUACGAGCAAGGCAACGUACAACUCUCUACCACGCACACCGUUGAACUUCCGCUUCCCCCGACGAUCGUGCCUUCGUCUGCUGCUUCCUCUGCUUCGAAGGUUCUUGCCGUGAUCGAAGUGGAGGAGGAAAUGGGCGAGAAAACAUUCAAAGGGCUACGGCGAGCCCUGCCCAUGACGCGCUCGAAGCUAGAUUGGGAUAAGGUGCUGGGUUACAAGCUGGGAGCAGAGCUAACAUCAAGCAGAGGCGUGAUGAGCGCGUCGUAG